Sitodiplosis mosellana (orange wheat blossom midge) is the source of this 909-nucleotide messenger RNA. RefSeq lists its product as uncharacterized. The record is from RefSeq and is a predicted model, not a curated record. NCBI's taxonomy places the organism in Eukaryota, Metazoa, Arthropoda, Insecta, Diptera, Cecidomyiidae. The transcript has 2 exons. The coding region runs from base 86 to 808 and encodes 240 amino acids. Gene Ontology annotation, molecular function: protein-N-terminal-alanine acetyltransferase activity; protein N-terminal-serine acetyltransferase activity.
AAGACUCAUGAAUGAUAUCAGUUUGCUCGGGUCUUCCCUAUAUUCAUCACGUUGAUUUAAAAUAGGAACUUCAGUCUCAAGAAUAAUGCCGCGCACCAAUGAAUAUGGUCAAACCAUCGGUGAUGCUGUGCCUGGCUGGACGAUUCGUGCUGAACCACAAAAAGUGACGCUAAUUGGUCGCACGUGUCGAUUGGAACCACUUGAGGCCAAACAUACCAACGAUCUAUAUGCGUCCUACAGCCAAUCCAACGAUGGGCGAGACUUUACUUACCUCGCAAUUGAAGCGUUCAAAAAUAUCGAAGAGCUUCGCAACUACGUCGAAAAAACAGUGAAAGAACCCGGAAGAUUUUCUUUUGCCAUCAUUCAUGCUUCCGGCAAAGCUGUGGGAAUGAUUUCACUGUUGCGAGCCGAUCGUGUAAAUGGAUCAGUUGAAGUGGGUCGCGUUGUCUUCUCUCCAUUAUUGAAACAAUCCAUUGCUUCCACUGAAGCACAAUAUCUUCUCAUGGCCUAUGUAUUCGAUGGACUUGGUUAUCGUCGAUAUGAGUGGAAGUGUGACACUUUCCAUGCUCAGUCGCGUAGAGCUGCCGAACGGUUGGGUUUCACUUUUGAAGGGAUAUUUCGUAAAGUGAUCGUCGUCAAAGGUCGUAAUCGAGACUCAGCAUGGUUUUCAAUCAUCGAUAGUGAUUGGCCAAAAAUAAAGGAAGCAUUUCAAAAAUGGUUGGCUCCCGAGAAUUUUGAUGCUGAGGGUCGCCAAAUAAAACGACUACAAAACAUACAAAAAAACAUAGAGAAUAUUGUUUUUACAUAAUCAAAGUACACAAAAAACACGACUCAGUCCAAAGGUUAAACAUGUUCAUGUUUAAAAUUGAAUUUUCAUUCUUUGGAAUAAAAGUGUUUUACAAACGAAUU